AUGUCCGACAACUGGCUGAAUUCAGGGAUGUCUAGGCUCAAGUACAGAGAUGGAUACCCUAAAAAUGAAAUUCAAUAUAGGUGGAAAAGACCUUCUGUAGAAGUAGCUGAUCCUAAAUACUGGAGAUUAUAUCAGUUUGCAUUUGUAGGUUUACGUAACUCAACUGAAAUCUCUCACACAAUCUCUGGAGACUAUGUUAUUAUGACAAUAUUUUUUGACCUGAGCAGACGAAUGGGAUAUUUUACCAUUCAGACUUAUAUUCCAUGUAUUCUGACAGUUGUUCUUUCAUGGGUAUCAUUUUGGAUCAAUAAAGAUGCAGUGCCUGCAAGAACAUCACUUGGUAUUACUACAGUUCUGACUAUGACAACUCUGAGUACCAUAGCUAGGAAGUCCUUACCCAAGGUCUCUUAUGUGACAGCGAUGGAUCUUUUUGUUUCUGUUUGUUUCAUUUUUGUUUUUGCAGCCUUGAUGGAAUAUGGCGCCUUGCAUUACUUUACCAGCAACAAAAAAGGAAAUAUGCUCAAAGACAGGAAACUAAAAUCCAAGGCCUCGGUGACCCCAGGACUCCAUCCUGGAUCCACUCUGAUUCCAAUGAAUAGCAUUUCUAUGCCACAAGAAGAUGAGUACGGAUACCAGUGUUUGGAGGGCAAAGAUUGCGCCAGCUUCUUCUGUUGCUUUGAGGACUGUAGAACAGGGUCUUGGAGGGAAGGAAGGCUCCACAUUCGCAUUGCCAAAGUUGAUUCCUAUUCAAGAAUAUUUUUCCCAACAGCCUUUGCCCUGUUUAAUUUGGUUUAUUGGGUUGGCUAUCUUUAUCUAUAAUUUCUACUUGUUUGGCAAAAGCUAUAAAAAUUCCGAUUAAAUUUAGUGUAACCAACUAAACUUCAGUGAUAUGAAGAUUAAAUUUAAAAUGCAUUAAAACUGGUGGGUAAAACGUGAAUAACACUGUACUAUUUUAAGGUUUUCCUAGGUAAAGAAAGUAGCAGAAUUUGGACUGAUUUACUUAAAUUUACAUAAAACAGAUUCCGUACACUCUCAUCUAUUUUACUUCUCUUCACUUCCCUAAUUUCCAAGAGAGUUAAUUUAUAAUUCUGUUGAAUAUACUUUAAUAUAUAUUUUAUUUAAUUAUAAUCUCAUUUAUCACAGUAGUCUAUUAUUUGUCUAGUAAUUUUGCCUGGA
Suncus etruscus (white-toothed pygmy shrew) is the source of this 1176-nucleotide messenger RNA. It is a transcript of the gene GABRG1, whose product is annotated as gamma-aminobutyric acid type A receptor subunit gamma1. The record is from RefSeq and is a predicted model, not a curated record. Gene Ontology annotation, biological process: synaptic transmission, GABAergic; regulation of postsynaptic membrane potential; chloride transport. NCBI's taxonomy places the organism in Eukaryota, Metazoa, Chordata, Mammalia, Eulipotyphla, Soricidae. The coding region runs from base 1 to 819 and encodes 272 amino acids. Gene Ontology annotation, cellular component: dendrite membrane; GABA-A receptor complex; postsynapse. The transcript has 5 exons. Gene Ontology annotation, molecular function: GABA-gated chloride ion channel activity; transmitter-gated monoatomic ion channel activity involved in regulation of postsynaptic membrane potential; GABA-A receptor activity.